GAAAAGAAGUGUUAAUAAACCAAGUCAAAGUUAUUUUAUUUUAAAUAUGUGAACAUGUUAAUACUGGCGGUAUAAACGUAGAGUCCUCGAGUCCAAGCGGUUUCCUGUUUCUGCCACACAACGGCCAGAUAUCUUGUCGCUUGUCUUUCGACGUGAAGUUCUGGGGGUGUUUGGCUUGGAAAGAAAAAAUGUACGCCUCCCUACGGGUGAUGUUGCAGGUGCUGUGGGCCCAGCUCCUGUGUGGCUGGGCUCUGGGCUCCGAGCUCACCUUCGAGCUGCCUGACAACGCCAAGCAAUGUUUCUACGAGGACAUCACCACUGGCACCAAGUGCACCUUGGAAUUCCAGGUGGUGACAGGUGGCCAUUACGAUGUGGACUGCCGCUUGGAGGACCCAGACGGCACAACACUCUACAAGGAGAUGAAGAAACAAUACGACAGCUUCACCUUCACGGCAGCCAAGGACGGCACCUACAAGUUCUGCUUCAGCAACGAGUUUUCCACUUUCACCCACAAGACAGUCUACUUUGACUUCCAGGUCGGCGACGACCCGCCGCUCUUCCCCAAUGAGAACAGGGUCACAGCCCUCACCCAUCUGGAGUCGGCCUGCGUGUCCAUCCACGAGGCCCUCAAGUCCGUCAUCGACUAUCAGACGCACUUCCGCCUACGGGAGGCGCAGGGACGCAGCCGGGCAGAGGACCUGAACACGCGCGUCGCCUUCUGGUCUAUCGGCGAGGCCAUCGUCCUCCUCGUGGUCAGCAUUAGCCAGGUGCUCCUGCUGAGGAGUUUCUUCUCCGACAAGAAGACCACGACCACGCGCGUGGGAUCGUAAUGCUGGUUCUCGUCAAUGUGGCUUGUUUGCAUCGAGUGACUUAAGAACAGCAGGUAGACAUUUGGAUCAUACGAAACGUUGAAACGUAAAUUAUAUUGUACGACACUGCUGUUCCAAGAGACUCUGUGCAAAUAAGUCUUCUAUAGAGAUUUGAAACACGUUUGUAAGGGGUAUAAAACAAAGAUUGUUCUUUUUAAUAUCUACUACAGUACUACUGAACGCAAGUGGUGUAAAGCGAUCCCCUUCAA
Messenger RNA from Entelurus aequoreus (snake pipefish), 1078 nucleotides. RefSeq names its product transmembrane p24 trafficking protein 7 (gene tmed7). Gene Ontology annotation, cellular component: endoplasmic reticulum-Golgi intermediate compartment; COPII-coated ER to Golgi transport vesicle; endoplasmic reticulum. The record is from RefSeq and is a predicted model, not a curated record. The transcript is spliced from 4 exons. Gene Ontology annotation, biological process: Golgi organization; intracellular protein transport; endoplasmic reticulum to Golgi vesicle-mediated transport. The coding region runs from base 189 to 830 and encodes 213 amino acids. Lineage: Eukaryota; Metazoa; Chordata; Actinopteri; Syngnathiformes; Syngnathidae.